UUCUAGAGAGAGAAAGUUCCAUUCCAUUUGGAGAGAGAGAAAGAGAGAGGGCCUUGAAAAAUCACCAGCGAUGGCUGCUUACAUGGACGAAGAAGAAGUGUUCAAAUGUCCAAAACACCCUUCCAAACGCCGUCGCAACGGAAUCUGUCCUACGUGUCUCCGGGACCGGCUCAUAACUCUCUGUCCUGAUUGUGCCAACGUGCGCCCCUGCGCAUGUUGCCCUGCGACGACGACGUCAUCUUCCUCCUCCUCGUCUUCGUCAACUUUCUCUUUCUUCUCAUCUGCCUCGUCUUCCCGCCGCGGCGGCCGAGUUUCCGACCUCCUUGACAAAGAGUCGGCCUUCCGGAGAUCGAGGUCCGUGGGAGUUCCUUUCUUAUUUACCCGCUUCGCGCGGGAGAAGCAGGCGGAGAAUUCGCCAGCGAGGAAGAAGAGCAGAACGGCCGCGCUUUUGGCGAAGUUUGGGCUGAAUAGUAGUAAGAGUAAGAAGAGAGAAGAAUUUGAGGAGAACAAAGAAAACGAAAAUUCGAAGGUAGCGGCGGCUGCGGCUCCGGCUCCGGCGGAGCAGAAAUUUGCUAAUUCUUGUAAUAGUGAUGGAAAUAAUGAAUGUAGGCAAAGUUGUAGUAACGCUAGUAUCGAGGAGUUCGCUAAUAUGAUGGUGAGGUCGAGGUCCGUGAGCGUCGGAAUGAUGAAUCAUUCCGGUGAGCGAAGACAUUCGUCGGCUUCGGCGUCGGGCAAGGGGAAAGGAUGGAGUUUUCCCAGUUCGAUGAAGGUUUUCCGGCCGAAGACUCCCAAGGUGGCCAACGAUCGGUCUCCGAUGUGCAGGGGCUGAGUAUUUAGUUUUAUCUCAUAAUCUUUAUCUUUUUUUUUUCCCUCCCUUCAAGAAAAAAACAUUUGUAUUCUUGGAAGUUUAGAUGCUGACUAGUGACUAUAAGCAAUUUUAACGCAUAACAAUAUCGCUUUCAUUUUC
Coffea eugenioides is the source of this 967-nucleotide messenger RNA. RefSeq lists its product as uncharacterized. The record is from RefSeq and is a predicted model, not a curated record. The transcript has a single exon. Bases 71 to 829 code for a protein of 252 amino acids. NCBI's taxonomy places the organism in Eukaryota, Viridiplantae, Streptophyta, Magnoliopsida, Gentianales, Rubiaceae.